This is a messenger RNA of Opisthorchis viverrini, 4542 nucleotides long. RefSeq lists its product as hypothetical. NCBI's taxonomy places the organism in Eukaryota, Metazoa, Platyhelminthes, Trematoda, Opisthorchiida, Opisthorchiidae. The record is from RefSeq and is a predicted model, not a curated record. Gene Ontology annotation, cellular component: cytoplasm. Gene Ontology annotation, biological process: AMP phosphorylation. The transcript has 21 exons. Gene Ontology annotation, molecular function: ATP binding; AMP kinase activity; ATP hydrolysis activity. Bases 1 to 4542 code for a protein of 1513 amino acids.
AUGAAAAUCAAGGUCGCAACCACCUUCAGUUUCCGUACCGAUAGCAAAGAUGGUCAAAAUGACGAGCGAUUCAUCAGUUCCGCCCUAAUGUUCGAAACCAACGAAGGGUGCACGGUAGAGGGAGGGUGCCAAUGCGGCACGGAUCAGGAAGAAGACGAUAAUCAGUGCCCAGUGCGAGAUGCAUGUAUUGGUCUUGUUCCAGAUGACCAGAUCUCGGAGCCGAAGAAAACAAGUGUUCCAAGGUUCAUGGUCAUUGGGAAACCAUGUACAGGGAAAACAACUCUAGCAAAGCAACUUUGUGAUCAGUUCGGUUGCGAAUUGGUUAACGCCAGCGAACUGGUUCAGUAUCACUUAUCAAGACCCACAGAACAGGGAAUUUUGAUCGAUGAGACUUUGCGUGGAGGCAAUGAUCUGUCAGACGAAAUAGUGCUCGACAUUAUUAAGACUAAGCUGGAGUCCGAACAAUGCAAACAGAAUGGAUAUGUGAUUGACGGGAUACCAACGCACAGCGAACGAUCAAUGACGAUUGGUGAGCAAUUGGACUACAUUUUCUCCCUGGAAAAUGGGCCCACUCAUCUCAUUGAAAUUCAGAUAUCCAACGAAGAUUUGCGCACCCGUUGGGAGGACAUACGAAUUGACCAUCUUGAUGGAAAACUAUAUCCUAAGCCAAGUUAUGAUACUUCUACCCCAACUCCCCAAUCUCCAAUUCCCUCGCCAGAUGGACAUCCAGAUUUUCCAAAAAUUAGUGAUGCAACAAAAAGCCGUUUGCUAACACGUCAUGAAGAGCUACCGGAGAAUUUAGACAAACACUUUCAAUUUUACGAUGAAAACGUAGAAGGAAAAGUGGAGGGAUUUUUAGCAAAGCACGAUCAGAAGUCAAUCAUUACGAUUGAUGGCCGACUGACUCCAAGUGAACGCUUUUACGAAACAAUGACAAAGUUGGGAGAGUUACCCAAACAAAUGAAUCAAGAUGAUUUGGUCAUCCAGUCUGAUCCUGCAAUCCUUGAAUCUUUUUUUGAAGGAAGAGCCGCUUUUGGUGAAAACCCACCGCGAAUCAUAAUGGUUGGAAAGCCGAGUACGGGCAAGACUACAUUAGCAAAAAUGUUGUCCCAAGCUUGGGGAUGCCUUUAUCUAAACGCCUCCGAACUGAUCACCCGACAUAUUGAGGAGAAAUCCGGAAGGGGGCUGGAAAUUAUUUCCAUCAUGCAAAGAGGAGAAGAUUUGUCCGAUAUUCUUGUUUUCAACAUUGUCAAUGAAGCAUUGCAGUCUCCGGAAUGCAAAGAAAAAGGUUACAUACUAGAUGGAAUGCCAAAUUACAGCGAGAAGCUUCUAACCAUUCCCACUCAACUGGAGUUCCUAGCUCGAGUCUAUCCCGAACCGGCUUAUUGGGUCCUCAUCGAUAUCCCUGAUCCCGAAUUACGUGCACGUUGGGAAGCCGUGAGAAUCGAUCUUGCCACUGGUAAACUGUACCCUAAGGCUAGCUACGAUGUUGCCACGGAGCCUACAGGCCACUGUGACUUCCCAGUAGUCGAUGAGGAGAUGAAGAAACGUCUACUUAUUCGGCAUGAAGAGCUUCCGGAAAACGUGGAAUUAAGCUUCAGAUUCUACAACGAACAUGUGGAGCAGCCGUUGGAUAAAUUUAUUAAAAGUCUUGACCCCACAACUGUGAUAAGAUUAGAUGGGACGCUGUGUCCAAGGGAGCUAGGGAAGGAACUAUUUCGCAAGCUCAACGAUAUGCCGUUGCAUCAGGAACAGAAACCUUCGUCAAUCACAGUAGGCAGUAUACAGCGGACCACAACACCGACAGAUUUAGAAAUACCCGCAGAGUUCGCUGCUGCAAAACAGCUUUGGCAAGGUAAACCACCGCGUUUGGUCAUGGUUGGAAAACCUUGCACUGGAAAAACUCUGCUCGCCAAAAAAUUAUGUACAGCAUGGGAUUGUCAUUACAUCAACGCUUCCGAACUGAUUGCGCAACAUUUGGAAGUGGGGACAGGCAGAGGCCAGCAAAUUUUAAAAAUAAUGCAAGCUGGUGAAGAUUUAUCUGAUAUCAUGGUGUUCAAUUUGCUGAACGAGGCCAUUCAAUCACCUGAGUGCCACAAAAGUGGUUACAUUUUAGACGGGCUGCCGAAUUAUAGUCAACAGUUACUCAAUAUCUCAACCCAACUAGAAUUUCUGGCUCGGCUUUAUCCGGCACCCUACUAUUGGAUCGAUUUUGACAUAUCGGAUGAAGAGCUUCGUGCACGUUGGGAAACAGUACGUGUGGAUCAUGAAACCGGUGCACUGUAUUCGAGCGCCAGCUACGGUUUACAAUCGGAAGUUUCUGGUAGCUGUGACUUCCCCAAAAUUGAUGAAGAAACAAAAAAGCGACUCCUUACGCGACAUGAGGAGCUACCAGAAAUAUUGGACGAGCAUUUCAAGUUUUACAAUGAACAUGUCAGUACACCACUCGUGGAGUUUUUGGGACGUUGCUCGGCAUCCUCUGUAAUCUACCUUGACGGCACGUUGUGUCCAAAUGAAAUGGGGAAGGCUCUCAUAGAUACCAUCAGAGGACUGAUAGAUCGAUUCGGACUCAAGCCGUCGAAGGUUGGCGGAAGUUUGGAAAGGCUUAGAACGGCGUCAAUUUCUAAAGGCUCGCAUUCAGAUACAGCAGGCGUUCAAAAUUCUGAUGAGCCGGCCGGUCCAUGUCUCAUUCGGAUUAGGAAACGUUCGAUUACUGACAAUGCGAUGGAAUACAAUGAGUCUGACAUAAAGAGCGACGAGCAUAAGAAUCAUGGUUGCUGCCGUGAAUGUGGAGCGAAAUUCAGCGAAUUGCCAACUCAAAUUUGGAAGCAGAGAAGACCUCGAUUUCUCAUUGUCGGCAAACCGUGCACCGGAAAAACGACGUUGGCACGAUGCAUGGCCUCCACAUGGAAUUGUGAAUUAGUCAAUGCCAGUGAACUGAUUCAAAAACACAUGGAGUUGGACGAUUAUUAUGGGAAACAGAUCAAGGAACUGAUGAUGGCGGGACAAGACCUGGAUGACAUGUUGGUGAUUAACUUAAUGAAAACGAAAUUAGAGUCACCUGAAUGCCUGGAAAAUGGCUACGUUAUUGACAGUUUCCCAACAUUCAGUGAGAAGGCUCUGUCUGUGGCGAGGCAACUAGAGUUCCUGGAUUCGCUUAAUCCUGGGCCGGAAUACGUGAUCGACCUUCAGAUACCUGAUUCGAUCAUGCGAGACCGAUGGAAAGCGGUGAAAUUGGACUUGGAAACUGGCGAUCUCCUAAGUCCCAUAUCAAAACAAGGCCGCCACUUGCCAAACUGUUGCUUCGUUGCCUGCACAAGAAAACGACCAAAGAAGCAUGGCCAGCUAAUCACACGGCAUGAAGAACUGGCAGAAAACAUGGAAGCCAACAUUGCCUUCUAUCAAGAUGUGGUCGAACCUCAACUACGAGAUUGGUUGGAAAAACGAUUUGGUGAUAUGAUUAUCCCAAUGGACGCCGAUUUAUCAAACGACGAGCUGUUCCAACCCCUGCCUGACUUGUGGACCGAUAAGCCACCUCGGUUUGUCAUAUUUGGGAAACCGUGUACAGGGAAAACCACAUUGGCAAAACGUUUGUGCACCCUGUGGAACUGUGAACUUGUCAACGCAACUGAUCUUGUUCACAAACACCUUUCACGGAACACGAAGACCGGACAAAGGAUACGUGGUAUUUUAGACCAAGGUCAAGACUUGUCUGAUCAGUUCGUGAUUGACAUGUUGGUGGAGAAGCUGAAUUCUCCAGGAUGUACUGAAAACGGUUACAUAUUGGAUGGUAUUCCUACGUUUAGUGAAAAGUCGAAAUCUAUUGGAAGCCAGAUUGAGUUCUUAAAGACUUUAAAGCCGGAGUACAUAAUCAAUAUAGUGAUAUCCGACGAAGACUUACGUAAGCGCUGGGAGACAGUACGAAUCGACGUGUCGGACGGUGCACUGUAUAUGCACGGACUCACUGGCAGAACCGAUUGCCAUGCAAGAAAAGACCACACACGAGUAUUCGGUCAUCCCAACUUUCCGAAUUUAGACAAACCUACGAUUACACGACACGAAGAAUUACCAGAAAAUCUAGACCAACAUUUCAUUUUCCAUCAUGCACAUGUUUCACCAAAGAUCAAGGAGUUCAUUCAAGCGUAUGAUCAGUCAAAGAUAAUUACGCUUGAUGGUGAAUUAAGCUCAAUGCAAAUGUUGAAUAAUGUGCUCCACAAACUCAACGUCAUGUCCACGAACCCGAAUAUCUCAACGAGAGACCUGUUCGAUGAAAAAUACUCAGAAGAAUCAAAUGACCUGGUCUCCACUGUUUGUGGGUGUGAGAAACACAUUACACUACGGAUUGACUCACUUCCAGAGUUGUGGCUUAACAAACCACCUCGAGUGGUCAUACUGGGUAAACCACGUUCUGGGAAAACCACCUUGGCCAAAGGUCUCAGUACCCUGUGGAAUUGUGAACUAAUAUCUCGUAAGUUGAUUCUCUUCGUUUUUACCAUUGGUGUCAAGCUUUUGGAUUUUGAGCAUCACUAUAUCAAUAUUUGA